Tauraco erythrolophus (red-crested turaco) is the source of this 581-nucleotide messenger RNA. The record is from RefSeq and is a predicted model, not a curated record. Lineage: Eukaryota; Metazoa; Chordata; Aves; Musophagiformes; Musophagidae.
GUCUGAAUGCCGCUCUGUCCACGGAAGUAGAAUUUGGAGUAUGCACAGUUACAUGUGGGAUUGGCAUUCGAGAAGUUCUGUUAACCAGUGGAUGCCUGGGAAUACUAAUUUCUGAAGGCCUUGCCUGUGUAAAGAUGCCUUAUAUUUCUAUACCUCCUUCUAUGCUUCAAUUUAAAUAUAUUUGGAAGAUGUUAAUUCCAAACAAGGUGACACACAUUCUUCCCAAUGGUUCAGCUAUUAUGGAAGUUUGCAGAGAUACCCAUUCAGUUACUUUCCAGUGUGAAACUCAAUAAAAUGGAAAUAUAAUAGCCUCUGUAAAAUACACAGUCUACGCAACAACAGAAAUGCAAACAAAAAAAUCAGGCAGGAUAGAAAGAGGGCAAUCAAGGAGAACAACGACAAACACCAUUCUGGUCUUUUCCCUGGUGACUGGAAUCACUGUGACUGUUGGUGUGAUCUUUGCCAUGAUCUUUAUGAUUCUUCACUGGUCUGUUGUAAAAUCUAUUUGGGAAUCAAAAUCUGGGCAAGACAUCCAAGAUAAGAAACUGACCAAGAAAAGCUCACUAUAUAGCAUGGAAUAA